This is a messenger RNA of Magallana angulata, 3965 nucleotides long. Its product is annotated as leucine-rich repeat-containing protein 74A-like. Gene Ontology annotation, molecular function: calcium ion binding; protein binding. The transcript is spliced from 16 exons. The coding region runs from base 335 to 2743 and encodes 802 amino acids. The record is from RefSeq and is a predicted model, not a curated record. Lineage: Eukaryota; Metazoa; Mollusca; Bivalvia; Ostreida; Ostreidae.
AUUUACACAUGUCACACCUAGAGUUUCCCCUUGAUUACUUCUUAUCCGAAAUGGACAGAAACUAAAUAAUGUAUGUGUCGCAAGAGUUUAGGGGAUAAUCUCUGUAGUUUAUCUGGAUUAACGCGGAUUUAAUUACACCACAGCCAACAGCGAGAAUUUUAAUACACAGAAAAUUAGAAAACGAAAUAUACAAAUGUGAAAGCAGGAUGACAAAGUGCAUUCAAGGAUAAUGACUUUGAUACGCAGGAACUAAAUGAAAAGAGAUGAAAAUACAAUUAGUUAUGAAGGAAUCCGUGAUUACAACCAGUGAAGCCCUAAAGCAUAAACUCUGAAGAUGUCGAUGCGACUACCAUCCUCCAAUUUAUUUGGGAAUAGCCAAACAGCACAGUUUGACACUUGGAAUUUGGCUAACAGACCCCACAUUUUCGAGUCCUACACCCUAACGACCAAAUAUCGUCAAUGCAAGAAUCCAGUCACCCGCAGAGUAAGGGGUGUGAUCGGCUUCAAGCGGAAGCGGAGGUGCGAGUCACGUGCCGAGAGCGAGGGUGGCGAGUCCAACCACAGCCACGCCACGUCCGACCUUGACCUUGACAAGGAGUUUCCUGAUGACUUUGAUUACGAUGAGCAAAAGAAAGAACUAGUGAAAAUUAUAUCCACGUCUCCUAACCUGGACCCCCCAAUGCAGGCUCUAACUCCGGACUCUAUCUCACCAACUGAAAUUACGGAGGAUGCAGACCCAAAAGUAGUGAUCAAACGUACUCCAUGUCAAGAACUUUACAUCCGGGGCUGCAAGUUUCUCGACGUCAUACCCGUCUCCAUUUUUAUGCGUCAUUUAGAAAAUGAGAAAAUUUCACUACGUCAUCAUUAUCUCGGACCCAACGGAACAAAAGCAUGUUGUAUGGCGCUUCUGAGCAACUCUACAGUGACGUCGCUGGAUGUCGCUGACACAGACCUCGGAGCGGACGGGGUACGCCAUCUGGCGGAUCUGCUGCGGGAAAAUCACUUCAUUACGGAAUUGUCUCUAGCUGACAACCUACUUGGAAUACAAGGGAUAAAACCCCUCCUAGACGUGGUGGAACAGCUGGACAAUAUUGUGAGUCUCAAUCUGUCUGGUAACUGUUUGAAAGAGAAGGAUGCGGAAGAAUUUAGAGGAAUAUUUGAGGAAACUCAGAACUUGAAACGAUUGGUCCUUAGUCACAACGAGUUCCGGGAGAUCGGGGGUGAAAUAUUUGGAGAACUCAUCAGUUACAACGAUACUAUUGAGUCCCUUGAUCUCAGUUGGAACCAUCUUCGUAACGAGGGAGCCAAGGAACUAGCUCUAGGAUUGGAGGAGAACAAAGGUUUGCGAUACCUGGACCUAUCAUGGAACGGUUUCUACCUGAAGGGUUGUCAACACCUGGGGGACGCUCUACUGGUCAACUCUGACCUGACCGAGCUGAACCUGAACUGUAACAGGAUCAACAAGGACUGUCUGGAGAAACUCCUCAGGGGCUUUAAACAGAACUCCACCCUCAGGACCCUCAGGCUGGCCUGGAAUCCGAUCACGUCAGCAGGUGCUCAGAUGUUGGUCAACACCUGUGAGGAGAGACCGGAUAUAGGGCUCACAGAAAUUGACAUCAAUACACAACUGGUGGAGCCAUCAUUCACAGAGAGUGCACACAAGCUGCACAGUGAGCGGGGAAUCAAAGUCCUGUAUGGCCUGGUACGCGGACAGGACCCCAGUGACGGCGACCAGGACGAGGACGGACUGUUACAGGAAAACCCCACCCUCGUUCUGAUGGAAUUUGCGCGGUUAAUGGGCUUCCGACCCAUGGAUCUUCUCUCAACAUUUGACAAGGAUAAGAGCAAUUCUCUGGAUAAAGACGAAAUCAAAAUGGGAUUAAGGUUGUACUGUAUCCCCCUAUCUGACCGCUGUCUGGACUUCAUGGUGGAAAAACUGGAUGUGGACGGGGAUGGCGAGAUCGAUCUAAAGUAUUCUGGACAAAGGGAAGUCAUGCAGGCCAAAGUUGAGUACAAAAUGAAAGAAAGAGAAAUGCACAACGCCUCCAAGAACUGGAACUUCGAUAUCGAGAACACCGAUAUUGGACGUGUUCGAAUAAAACUCCAGAGGUUGAUGCAGAAGAAAAUGGAUGGGAACCCCACAUUCAAAGCGCGUGUAGACUUAUUUCAGGAGGCUCUCAAAGAGGGGAAACUUAAAUCAGUGUUCAACGACAAAAGAGACAGGGCGAAAGAACGAGAGAAGGUUCUACAGCGACGGAUGUCCAAACGAGAGAGUGUCCUACAGGAAAGUGAAGAUCAGUCAAAACUUAAACUUGACCUUGGGAUAGUUACAGAGGAAGCAGAAGAUACAAAAUCUGGAACUGGUUCUCGGAGAAGUAGCAUGCGUCCUGCAUCUGGUGCUCAGAAAUCUGUUGAGGGAAGUGAAAGUAUCCCUGGUAACACUAACAGGGUGUCACAAAGUGGGUCACGACCGGCGUCCGGUCGUCCAGGGUCUACAAAGCGACCGGGUUCUUCCCAUCAGGGGAUCGGAAACUCUUCUCGACCUGGUUCCUCUACUCAGGCAAAGACAGGAAGUACCUCCCGCCCAGCGUCAUCUACUCAGACAGAGACCGGAAAUUCCUCCAGACCAGGCUCUUCUGGUGUGCAGUCCGGAAGAAGAGACUCAAAGACAACAGGUUCCAAUCCAAACACGGACAGAAAGAAUGGAUCUCAUGCAAACGACUGGAAACCUCUCAACUUCUGAUUUAUUACGGAGCAAAAAUGGUUUAAAAACACGAAUUGAUAACUUUCAAGCCUAAUUUUAUGAAUCAAAUGGAUACCUUAAAAUUAUAAUACUUCAGACAUCCUUAUAAUAUAAGGUUACUGUAUGGUCUAUUUAUAUACAUGUAUACAGAAAGUUUAUUUAACACGAAAUGUCUUUCAUACAUUUUAUGUUUUACGUUGAUUACAAAUUAAUCAUAAAUAUUUUUUUUAAUUUUUGAUUCACAUCAGGUAAAGAAAGUCCUCAGCCUUUUUUUGUACAUGGUAUGCGUUUCUGUAAGACGAGCACAUGGCUUAGGGCCAUAGGCGUUAGACCAGUAACCGAAAGGUCGCUGGUUCAAACCCUGCUGUAGACAGUUGGUGUUAUGUUGUGACCUCAGACAUAUUGUCUCAGUCCACCCAGCUGAAAUUGAGUACCGGCUUAGGCUGGGAGUAAACCUGCGAUGGACUAGUGUUCCAUCCAGGGGGAGUCAAUGACUCUCAUCUGCUUAGCACCAUAGAAACCGGGGAUAAGCAUCGGCCAUAUGCGCCUAAUGGUAUGGAGAAGGAUUUAAUUCAAGCGCCUCUGCAAGCAGAUUGAAACUCACUUUUGAGUCUAUUUAUAAUCGCUAGUGGUAGUUCAGAACAACUAUAGUAAUGAAUCGGUUUGAUUAAAAAUUCUUACUUGGGUUUCAAUAUAUUAUCAAAUUAUUUACUAAAAGAUAAAAUAAAGAACUAUACUAGUGGUAUCAUUUGUGUACAAAUCUUGGAAAACAGAAGAAUCAUAUUUCAAUGAUAAUACCCUAUUGAAAAAUGAAAGUGAAACAUAUCCACAUGUUACAAGACUUUGUUUAUUAUAAUAAUCAUCUUUUUAAUGAUAUAAAAGAAUAAAGCAGACGCGACAACGUAGAAUCGUGGUUCGCAGCCCUCUCUUUUCGUCCACUCUCAUAUAGUCCUAUCAAGACCUCAAUUGAUAACAUGCAACCAUCUUAGAGGUACAUUCGGAUUUACAGGUGGACAUGCACUGCGCAAUGGCAAUGCUGUUGGUUAUUAUAAACAUCUUCAGUUUUCUUUUAAUGAAUUUGAUAAUUUUAAAAAUAUUACAAUCGUUUCUACAUGAUCAUGGAUGUUUGUGGAAUAAAUAUUUAUGUCCAAAAAAAAAAACAAAGAAGAAAAAAAGAAGAAAAGAAUGAAUGAUAAAAACGGAAUAAAAUUGAGAAGUAUGA